AAUGAGGUCAGGGAAAUAGAAAAACCAGUGGGGGAGCUAUCAUGUGAUUUCUCGAAUCCACUCCACUCACCUUGAAAAUGGCAGUUUCACCCGAGAAGAUGUAUUUUGGAGGCAUAGAAGGGGGUGGAACAGGAUCUAACUUGGUCUUAAUAGACGAAACGGGUGCUGUUGUUGCCAGAUCGGAGGGUGAAUCGACCAAUCAAUGGCUUGUAGGUUUAGACAAAACAGUUGAAAGAAUUAAUGAACUUGUCGAGGUAGCUAAGAAAAAGGCAGGCAUACCAUUGGAAACAAAGCUGAAAUCUCUUGGAUUGUCACUAAGUGGUGCUGAUAAGAGAGAAGAGCAGAAAGAGAUGGAAGAGAAGCUUGUUGCAAGAUUUCCAAAUGCCACAGAGGCGUGCUUUGCAUGCAAUGACACUGUAGGAUCAUUGGAGACAGCAACAGACAAGGGAGGAAUUGUUCUGAUUGCUGGCACAGGGAGCAACUGUUUGCUGAUGAACCCUUGUGGAUCAAUGUACAAAUGUGGAGGAUGGGGGCAUAUGCUGGGUGAUGAAGGAUCAGCUUUUUGGAUCACUCAUAGGGCAGUAAAAAUCUUUUUCAACCAUGAUGAUGGAUUUGAAAUCAGCCCAUUUCCUGUGGAUUACAUACAGAAAGAACUCUUUGCAUACUUUGAUUUGAAGCAUAAACAAGAUUUGUUGACACAUUUGUAUGGCUUUAAUAAAGAGCAAUAUGCAAAGUUUUGUGGGAAGGCUAUUGUAAAAGGAGCUGAGAUGGGUGAUGCUCUUUGCUUACAUGUGCUUGAAGAAGCAGGGGUUGGGCUAGGAAAGCACAUCAAGGCCCUUAUUCCAAAAAUGGAGUGUGGUAUGCUUGAGAAAGACAAAAGUUUAAAAAUAUUGUGUGUUGGCUCAGUAUGGAAAAGCUGGGAUUUCUUGAAAAAUGGCUUCUUGGAAGGUAUUUCUAAUGGUGCUGCAAAGCCAAUCAAAGAUUUUGUCUUGUUGAAGUACCGUCCGUGUGCAAAGGCAUCAUUUGGUGCCACUUGGUGGGCUGCAAAGAAGAUUGGGAUAGCGUUACCAGCCGAUCACGAUGUCAUGGUGGAAGAGUUUUUUCAUUACAAAGCAUAGAUAAUGUCAAACAAAUUUUUAUCGAAGAAUGUCAAAUAUUUUAUUAAAGAAUAAUGUUCUGCGGAGAGGAAAGAGAAAGCAUAUUCACUUCUAGUGUUCCGUUGUUCAAGACUAUUGAAAGAGCUGUUUGCUAUAAUAAAGUACAAACACACACAAAUAUUAUACAAUUAAUGGUCAGUGCAUGUAACUAUUUCCAUCUUGUGUACUCAACUUGAUGAGUUUUCGAUCUCGUGACAAUAUAAGAUGAUAUUUAUGUUAAUACUUCGGAA
This is a messenger RNA of Rhopilema esculentum, 1387 nucleotides long. Lineage: Eukaryota; Metazoa; Cnidaria; Scyphozoa; Rhizostomeae; Rhizostomatidae. The record is from RefSeq and is a predicted model, not a curated record.